AUGCAGAGCGGCUCCGAUCUCAAGAAGCUCAAACUUGCGUGCCAAACGUGUCGGAAGAGGCGGCGGAAAUGUGACCUGCAGGUCCCUUGCGUUAAUUGCCAGAAGUUUGGGGUCGAAUGCCUCCCCGUGGACCAAGAUCUGCGUAAGAAAAGGUACAGCGCGCAGUACGUGCAGUCGCUGCACGCACAUAUCUCGCAGCUGGAGGCGUACAUCACGCAACUGAAGUCGGCGGAGAACGAGGAAGAGCGGAAGAGCGUGCUGGCAUCGAUCAAGUUCAACGUGCUGAAGGAUGCGGAAGGCCUCUCGCCCGCGGUGUCGCUGACCCCUCCGUACCUGGCACAGGUGGCGGAUGCAGAGGGCGCGGAGCUGGCCCGCGUGGGGCGGGUGGGGGGGGAAGCGCUGCACAAGAAGAAGCAGGUGUCGUCGUCCAUCUACUCCAGCGACUCGCUGAUGAUCCAGAAGCGGCCGCAGCCAGCCGGGGUGGGAGACGCGCUGGAUCCCGUGCCCAAGCUGAAGAACCUCUCGCGCAGCCCGCUGAUCCUGCGCUCGCUGUCGCUCUUCUUUAAAUGGCUAUACCCGGGGCCGUUCACCUUUAUCCAUAGGGAGACCUUUCUGAGCGCGUUUUUCGGUGACGCUGAGACGAAGACAUACUACUGCUCGGAGGAGCUGGUGUUUGCUAUUGCCGCGCUGGGCUCCCGGCUGUCGCAGAAGGGCAGCGACCUGUUUGCGAAGACGGCGGAGUACUAUAACAUAUCCAAAACAAAAGUCCUGAGCAAAGUGUUCCAGCUGGACUCGGUGCCCUGCACGGGCAUGUCCUCCUCGUCCUCCAAACUAGCGGUUGUGCAAACCCUGCUGUGUCUGGCGUUCUACGACAUGGGAAAUGGCGAAAACCCGCUCGCCUGGUAUGAAUCUGGACUAGCGUUUCGAAUUGCGCAUGAAAUUGGUCUGCACCUCAAUCCCGAAGCGUGGGAUGACGUGUAUGCAGAUAAGCUCUCGCAUCUUGACAUCGAAGUCCGCAGUAGAAUAUACUGGGGCUGCUAUAUUGCGGACCAUUUGAUUGCAGUGCUGUUUGGAAGGUCUUACACCCUGCGGCUCUCGAACUCCACAAUUCCCGAAACUGACGAGCUCCCGAAUAUUGAUACAGGCAUUGAGGAUUACCAGUAUGAACCUGGUGUUUCACUUUAUAUGGCCAAGCCUUUAAAAAAGCUUAUCGUCCUAUCAAGAAUUACAGAAGUGUUUGCUUCGAAACUCUUUGUCCAAGACGGCACUAUGGCCCAUAGGAAGGAAUACCUGAGGAAGUUUAACCUAGAAUUCUAUAACUGGAGGAUAACAAUGCCAGCAGAGUUCCGGUGGACAAAAAACUCAAUUAAGGAUUUCGAUAACAACCCCACCGUCUCUUACCUCUGGUAUCACUACUACAUUAUCCUAUUGUCAUACAACAAGCCAUUCAUGGAGGAGCUGGAGCAGAGUAGACUCAUUGUGGAAGAGACCGUGGAGGAAAUACAUAUUCUUCUGGUGAAUUACAAAAAUAAGUUUAUUACUUUUGAAAAAUGCAGCAUAUAUAUGGUUUACUCGGCGAUAUUGGCGAUACAAUGUCUGCGUAGUGGCUCUAUCAAGAAGAAAAACCUCGCAGAUUUCAUGGACUUUCUCGGGUCCGAUACCCUACCAUACGAACUCGCAAGGAAACUGUUUGAUAGCGAGAUGACGAGUGCCGAGGGAGUGGAACUACUCGGAACUUUAGCUAACGGAAAUGAUUUCGCUUUCGAAUACAACUUUGACUUCACGCUUCUGAACGAAAUCGACACUCUGAUCGGAGGAACUCAUAAUGGUUUUACGUAA
Molecule: messenger RNA, 1839 nt
Organism: Eremothecium gossypii ATCC 10895
Lineage: Eukaryota; Fungi; Ascomycota; Saccharomycetes; Saccharomycetales; Saccharomycetaceae
Gene: CHA4
Product: Cha4p
Exons: 1
Coding region: 1-1839 (612 amino acids)
Biological process (GO): DNA-templated transcription; regulation of DNA-templated transcription
Molecular function (GO): DNA-binding transcription factor activity, RNA polymerase II-specific; zinc ion binding; DNA binding
Source: RefSeq, marked provisional